Drosophila ananassae is the source of this 3589-nucleotide messenger RNA. RefSeq lists its product as uncharacterized. Gene Ontology annotation, cellular component: cytoplasm. The coding region runs from base 328 to 3576 and encodes 1082 amino acids. The record is from RefSeq and is a predicted model, not a curated record. Gene Ontology annotation, molecular function: guanyl-nucleotide exchange factor activity. NCBI's taxonomy places the organism in Eukaryota, Metazoa, Arthropoda, Insecta, Diptera, Drosophilidae. The transcript is spliced from 5 exons.
CUAGAAAGGCUAGUGGCUAGCCUGCUAGCCCUAGUCCUCGCUGACCAGUACGCGCUGAAUCGUUCAACUGACCAGUCCGACCUCCGUCCGGGAAAAGCCAGCCGCCACCUGGCAACUGGAGCACGCAACUUCAAAUGGCUUUGUUGUGUAGUGGCUAGCCACUAGUGUAUGUGCGCCCAGGGGUAUCAUAUAAACAAUUGAAAUGCAGCCGGCGGAAAAAUAUGCAAGACUCACUAAUACAAAAAUCAAUAAAAUAAUAUAAGAAAUACUAACCAGACCAGACCAGACAAGCAAUCGUAAAGAAAGUAAAUAAUAUAUAUAGAGACAAUGGAUAUCCCCAGCAGCGGAGCUAUAUUCACCCUGGGGAAGUCCCACCUGGCGGAGAAUACGCAGAGCUACUUCUACAUCAAGAACGAUCCUGUGAAGCGACUGAUUUCCGGUCCCCACCAGAGCGCUGUCAUUUGCGAAUCUGGCCGACUAUUUGUUUGGGGCGAGAACCACUACGGCCAGCUUGGGAUUGGCGGCCAUGGAGGUGCCUCCACCGGCAAGAAGGGUGGGAACAAUAACAACAACAACAACGGAAGCGGAAGCAAUGGGGAUAUUGUCACCAAACCCACCUGUGUGAAGGCCUUGAAAACCCUGGGAUUAAAGAUCUGCGACACCGCCUUCGGCAACAAUUGGGCCGUGAUGCUGACACAUUCCAAUGAAAUAUUCUUCACGGGUCGGAAUAUCUUUCCGGAGGACACCCAUGUGGCCCAGCACUUCAUCACCGUCCAGGUGGACCAGCAGCCGUGCAACAUCAUCCGGAAACCCUUUCGGCUGGAGGAAUUCGACGACUACCUCUCGAAGAGCGAGGAAACGGACAACUUCAUGGCCAUUCAAGCGGGCAACGAGCACUUUGCCGUGUUGACCAGCACUGGCAGGCUCAUCGGCUGUGGGUCGAAUGCCCAAAUGCAGCUGGGAGAGCUGGAGGUGGACUACGAUGGCCAUCCCGUGGAGAUCACCCUGGACGCCCCAGUGCAGCAGUUCGCCUGCGGACCCGAAUCCACUCUGGUGCUGACGGCCAGCGGGAAUCUGUUUCUGACUGGCCACCUCAAUGAGUUCGUUUUUCCACGCUUCACCGAGCUGCAGAAGAAUCUGCCGCCCACGGAGCAGAUCAUCUUCAUGCACAUAUCGAAGACCAGCGAAGUGUAUAUCGUCACCAAUGCGGGAAGCAUCUAUCGGAGCUUCGAGUCCGUGCGGAACAAGAGCCUGGUCUUCCAGCGCUUCUACGACUACGACAGUGAGGAGAACGGUCCCAUCUGGAAGCUGCUGAAGGGAUUCUCCUUCUACGCCGUGCUGAGCAAGGCCAACAAGUUCUUCACGACCUUCUCGGAGAGCGGCCACCAUCUGAAGACCUUCCGCGAGAUCUCCAAGUUCAAGAAUCUGCGUCUGCUGGACAUCGCCGUCGGCGACCAGCACAUUCUGGUGCAGGGCAUCCCACGUUCCUCGAUGUCGUCCGCCUCGGUGGGUGGUUCAGCCGAGCCCCAUCGUUAUAUGAGCAAGAGCUUCGUGCUGCAGCCUCCGGAUACGAAUGGAAACGUCGAGGAGGGCAGGACUCACAGCGCCAGAAGCCUGACCAAACAGAAAAGUGUGGAGGAGCAGGAGGACACACCUCUGGCAGCCACUGUGGGCGGCUUGGCGGUAGCAGCGAGUGCAGGAACAGCGGCUGCCAUGGAGGCAGUGAAGCAUUUAACCAAACAGGAGGAAAAGGCCCAGGAGCCGGAGGAUGAGAAGCCAGAAGAGGAGGAGAAAGCCAUACCAAAGGACAUGGAUGCAAAUGGUAAUGAUGCCUUGAAGGUCAAUGGCAUGGAUCAUGACAAACCCAAGCCAGCGAGCCCUUCCAAAGAUGUGGCCUCUCAACCAAAAGAAUCUCCCAAAGUUGAAAAUCCCGAGCCCCAGCCAGAAGCUCCCAAAGAGCAGCCUGUGGAGGAAAACAUGAAGAUCGAACCAUCAGCUCCAAUGGAAUCUCCCAUCAAGCCAAUGGAAGGCAAGGAAUAUGAAGUGGAAGCCCAGGAAUCAGCAAUGGAAGCAAUGGAAUUAACAGGAGCAAGCAAAGAAUCUCCAGCGAAGCCCUUGGAACUGAACCAGAAGAUGCCCACUCCACCAUCACAUACACCUACGCCUCCGAAGUCAGCAACUGCUUCGAUGGGCUCCCACGACUCCUUACAUACUAUUCAGCCAGCCCAUCCUCCGGAGGAUAAGCAUCUGCGUCCACGCACUCCCUAUCCCGAGAGCAGCGACUCCAGCACCCCACAAACGAUCAAGAAGACACCAAUCCGGAAUUUCUCCUACGAGGCAGCCAUGAACCAUGACCACCUGGAGCGCACCUCGCCAGAGCUGGUAGACAGUCUGGAAACAGUGGAGGAGGUUCCAGCUGCAAUCAUUGCCGUCAACACGCCCACUCCGCCCACCGAGGAGGACGAGCAGUUGGCCGUGGAGAUAACUACCAAGAACGAUUCGAAGGACAGCAGCAAGGUGAUAAACGAGAUACGUUUCAUCAACAACGGAGUGGAUGUCACGGCAAAUGUGGAGGAGCAAAUGGCGGAUACCCCAUUGGAGAGCUCGGUAGAAGACCUGGAGUCCGAUGGGGAGCAGAUUCUGCAGCAGGUGGAGGAGCAUGUGGACAAGAUGGUCACCAAAACCGAAGAAGCGGCAGCAAAGGUGACUGAAGAAGUUAAAGAUUCCAUGGAUUCCACCCGGAAUUCCAUUCAGACAGCGGUGCGGAAGGCAGCGAACGGUGCCCGGGAUGCUGUGGAAGCUGCAGGCGAGCGAAUGGCCACUGGUGCUCGUGGAGCAGUCGAUGCCGUGGGUGAUGCCAUGGGAGCAGCUGGAAAAAGCGCCCAACGAAUGGCUAACGAUGCCAUCCACGCUGUGGGACAGGCUGGUAGCAAUGCGGCGAAAGCCGCCUCGGACACAAAGGAUUCCAUGGGCAGGGCCAUGGACUCGGUGACCAAUAAGAUCUCCAGCGAGGUUCAGGGCGCCAAGGAGAACAUCUCUUCCUUGUUUCAGAUCAAAGCUGCUAGGGAAUCAGAUCCUCAAACCACUCCGGUCUCCACGCCCGACAUGUCCUCCAAGGAGGGCGCUCCAAAGACGAACACCACUAUGGGAUCCGGGGAGGAGGACGAGAGGACAACAGCGUCGGUGAAUUCAAACCACAAUUCGGCGGGCAACGGCCUCAACAACAUCUUCGAGCCGAGCAACCACUUCGAUCCCUACGAGGAGGAUCCCCUGGAUGCGGUGGUGGAGCGCAGCAAGAAGGCCAUGCAGGAUGAUCUGCGAGCCAUGGAACUCCGUGGCACGUCCCACGUGCAAGCGGUGGCCCAAGAAAAGGAGCAGGAGGCGAAGGGAUUCAUGCAGAACGUCCUUGACAGGCUCAAUUGCCGGAACGAAAGGGCGGUGAAGAUAGAAGAUGAAAUGCGCCCACCGGCUCCGCACCACAACAAAAACAAAGUCAACAGCGAGCUGAGUUUAACCAAUGGAAACGGGAAUGCACAGGGCGACCAGGCAACGUCGCGGGUGUGCACUAUUUUAUAAAACUCGCACUAAC